CUCUCUGACAAUACAGGCUAGAAAUUAGAAUUGGGAUUUUCUGAACCCUAAAUCCUUCCGUUACUGUGUUCACGUAGCUAUGGCGAAGAACAGAAACAAGAAGAAAAACGGCCUAGCUGCCAUGGAUGUUUCCACUGACCAGACGGUAAUGGAUGCCCAAGCGAUGGAUACUUCAGAAUCAGCUGCUCCAAAACCACAUAUAGGUGGAUCACUUAGAAAGACGAAGGGAGUACAAAUGAAAAGGACGAAGAAUGUCAGGAAAAAGAAGGCCAUGGCAAAGGCUAUUUCAAAAAGUGAGAAAUUGGAGGAAAGAAUCACUAGGAGUGAAAGCAAGAUAGAGAGAACUAAAAAUGCCAAACAGUUAUACGAAUGAAUGGCUGAAUGAUAUAUUUUUUCCCUUUUCUGAUUACUUAUGAAAGAAAUGAUUUUGGUUUGUUUA
Messenger RNA from Solanum pennellii, 439 nucleotides. RefSeq lists its product as uncharacterized. The transcript is spliced from 3 exons. Lineage: Eukaryota; Viridiplantae; Streptophyta; Magnoliopsida; Solanales; Solanaceae. Bases 80 to 373 code for a protein of 97 amino acids. The record is from RefSeq and is a predicted model, not a curated record.